Molecule: messenger RNA, 2232 nt
Organism: Mastomys coucha (southern multimammate mouse)
Lineage: Eukaryota; Metazoa; Chordata; Mammalia; Rodentia; Muridae
Gene: Adprh
Product: ADP-ribosylarginine hydrolase
Exons: 4
Coding region: 471-1559 (362 amino acids)
Biological process (GO): protein de-ADP-ribosylation
Molecular function (GO): magnesium ion binding; ADP-ribosylarginine-[protein] hydrolase activity
Source: RefSeq, a predicted model, not a curated record
CUUGUGUGGAGAGCACGCAGAACCGCGGCAGAACAGACGAGGGUUAGAAUCGGCCAGCCCUCGCCGCUCGGGGAGGUGAGGCCAACGGUCCGAGAGGCAGAACCCCGGCAGGGCGAGCCCCGCGCUCGUCUCGAUCCACACGCAGCACGAAGCGGUUCUCCGGCUGAGCCGCAAGACUUGCGCGCCUCCAGCACCGCCCCUUCCUCCUUCUGUCCAGUGCGGAGGACGCAGCCCCGCCGGAAACCGCCGUGCGCCUGCGACCCGCCCACCCCGGAGCCCGGCCCACGGCUCCGCCCCUCUUCCGCUCUAGGCUCCGGUGCCCAUACUGGCUCUCUAGCGUCCGCUACACCGCCUCCAGCUCGGGCAAGCCGGCCCUCGGUUCCGGGCCACCCCGCCCCCACCCCACGCUCUCAGCUCCGCCUCAGCAGGAGUCUCAGUUAUCCCAUAAGACCGCCUGUGCCAAGCUCAACAUGGGUGGGGGACUGAUGGAGAGGUAUGUGGCCGCCAUGGUGCUGAGCGCAGCCGGAGACACCUUAGGCUACUUCAACGGGAAGUGGGAGUUCCUGCGGGAUGGGGAAGAGAUACACCAGCAGCUGGCCCAGAUGGGUGACUUGGAAGCCAUAGACGUGGCACGGUGGAGAGUCAGUGAUGAUACCAUCAUGCACCUAGCUACAGCCGAAGCCCUCAUGGAAGCCGGCCAAUCCCCGGAUCUGCCUCAGCUGUAUUCCCUACUAGCUAAACAUUACCGGGACUGCAUGGGAGACAUGGAUGGCCGGGCACCAGGUGGCGCUUGCAUGCAGAAUGCCAUGCUGCUGGAGCCCAACAAGGCCGAUGGCUGGAGGAUUCCCUUCAACAGUCACGAGGGUGGCUGUGGGGCCGCCAUGCGUGCCAUGUGCAUCGGGCUGAGGUUCCCUCACCCCAGCCAGCUGGAUAUGCUGAUCCAAGUGAGCAUCGAGAGCGGCCGGAUGACCCACCACCACCCCACGGGCUACCUCGGAAGCCUUGCGUCCGCUCUUUUUACGGCAUAUGCAGUGAAUGGCAAAUCACCAUGGCAAUGGGGAAAAGGGCUCAUGGAGGUGCUGCCUGAAGCCAAAAAGUACAUCACCCAGUCAGGCUACUUUGUUAAGGAAAAUCUUCAACAUUGGUCCUACUUUGAGAAAGAAUGGGAAAAGUACCUGGAACUUAGAGGAAUUUUGGAUGGCAAUUCAGCUCCCAUCUUCCCGCAGCCCUUUGGUGUGAAGGAAAGGGAUCAGUUCUACAUCGAUGUGAGCUACUCUGGCUGGGGUGGCAGCAGCGGACACGAUGCCCCCAUGAUUGCCUACGAUGCCCUCCUGGCUGCAGGGGAUUCCUGGAAGGAGCUCGCACACAGAGCCUUUUUCCACGGUGGGGACAGUGAUUCCACGGCAGUCAUUGCUGGCUGCUGGUGGGGAGUUAUGCACGGUUUUAAAGGAGUAAAUCCUUCUAACUAUGAGAAGCUCGAAUACCGACAGCGGCUAGAAGAGGCCGGAAGAGCUUUGUAUUCUCUUGGGUCAAAAGAAGGCACUGUAAUUGAUCCCUAGAGAGAGGGUGGUUUGUUUCUGGCAGUUUCUUCCCCAGUUUCUGGCCCUGACGCCCAUUCUCUUAGCUUUUCAAGAAUCCUAAUUUUGUGUUUGAAGAGUUCUGAGGUAACAAUGUUCCUUGGACAUAUUUAGCCCUUCCUUCCUACACUUACCCCGCUCUCCCCAAGUUCUUCUCUUAUAUGUGAGAAUCUUUUUAUUUUAGUUGAUGGGGUCAGCUUUUCCCAUCAGAAACUUAUAACCUUGUAUUCAAGUCUCCGUUUUUAUUAUGGAAUUGUUUUAAGUGUUCGGUCUGGCUUUUCUUUAAUUGGGUCUCCCACCUGUCCCAAGUAGGCUAAGACAAAGAUUUAUUGGGGGGGGGGGUAAUUCCAGGAAGCGUUGGUAGGAGACUAGGGAAGUGAGACGGGAAGGGAGGGGAUGCCACACAGGUUGUGUGAAGAGCAGGAUUCUUCAUGACCAUCAGGGUGUAGUCUGUCUGUGUCCCCUGUCCAAGGCAAUCUUCAGAGCUGUCCUGGUAAGAGGCCAUGCCAGUUUUGAGUGUGUAUCCAAUGACUUUUACCUGAUUAGUUAAGUCCCAUACCCAGGGAUGCUAUUAAGUCCCUGGUGUUGUGGAUUUGUUGUAUUACGUUAAUUGGGUUCCCAAAAUUACACGGAAUUUGCAAGUCUGCAUGCAAGA